Molecule: messenger RNA, 1518 nt
Organism: Penicillium paradoxum
Lineage: Eukaryota; Fungi; Ascomycota; Eurotiomycetes; Eurotiales; Aspergillaceae
Product: class I SAM-dependent methyltransferase
Exons: 1
Coding region: 1-1518 (505 amino acids)
Molecular function (GO): methyltransferase activity
Source: RefSeq, a predicted model, not a curated record
AUGCUGGACUUCUUUUGUAUCUACCCCAUGUGUUUCGACGAUCGGCGAUGCAACACGAGAAUUGACCUGGAUACCGAUCUACUAUCCUUUCCAGAUCCAGUCGCGACAAGGAAUCCUGAUCCUCCUGAAAGCUUUCUGGUGCAAUCUGACUAUAUGCUGGAGCCCAUGGUGACAAUGACGCCAGACAUUACAGUUAUGGAGAGCGGCUCUUGGCCUGGGCCAUUACCUUGGUCUUCGUCAUCCUGUAUCCCGACAAAGCGGACUUUUCACCAGAUGAAGUAUGGGAUCGAAGAACCUUUAAAGUACACUGAGGAAUCGCCAUCUAGCCGGCCAUGCCCACCGUCAGUCAUGGGUGGGUCUACUUUGCUGGAGACACAUGUACUCCCAUUGCCAUAUUGGAAAGUUGAAGUUGGUGUUAACCAUCAUGAAGAGAAUAUUCAAGCAAGGUCGCCUCUGCUGGCUCCAAUUCCUGAGGAAAUCCCAGAAGAUCCUGAAACCGAGGAGCUCAAAAUACUGAGAUCAGAAUCUGCAAUAUCAUUCACUGAUUUCGAAUCCUCGACUUCAACGUGGGAUCCUGUACCAUCAGCUCCAAUGAACUCCACCACACCAGUCACAGCAGGAGAUGGCAGCUCUAGCCUCCUAUCAACUACGCAAUCCCUUCCGGUGACCUUGCUAGAUGACACUGGUGAUAACGAAGAUACAUCUUCUGUAGCAUCAAUAACCGAUCAUUCAGACUCGGUAUUUGACGAUAGGGAAUCAGACAACACAUCUAACUACACAGCCUCAUUGCUGUCAGAUGUGAAAAACUACACCUACGAAAAUGGACGACGCUAUCAUUCAUACCGCGAAGGGCAUUAUGUUCUUCCAAACGAUGAACCAGAACAAGACCGCCAGGAUCUACUCCACCACGUCCGGAACCUGGUGCUCAACGGGCGACUUUUCCGAGCCCCACUGCACAACAACAUCCAGCGAGCUCUUGACAUUGGCACUGGAACGGGAAUCUGGGCGAUUGAUUUUGCAGAUAGUUUUCCUAGUGCCGAGGUAACAGGCACCGAUUUGAGCCCCAUCCAGCCUUCGUGGGUCCCGCCGAACCUUCGCUUCGUGGUGGAUGACGCCGAAUCUCCAUGGCUGUAUAGCCCAGAUCGACCAUUUGACUUUAUUCACGCCCGCGACCUGGGUGGUGCAAUCGCCGACUGGCCACGGCUAAUUCGACAAAGUCAUGAGCAUCUGCGUCCCGGUGGAUGGAUUGAAUUACAGGAGUUUGAAGUAAUGCUCAGGUCAGACGACGAUUCAAUCCAUCUCGCACCGGCGUUGUGCGAAUUUCUUGAACGACUGACCCAGGCCAGCGAGGCCUUUCAUCGACCUAUGAAUAUCGCCGAAGGACACCGGCAGCGGUUAAUCGAGGCUGGUUUUGAAGAUGUUCGAGAUGAAAUGUACAAGGUGCGACCCACUUUAGCCCCUGGUCGUCUGUUUAAUAUGUCCCUCUUGGAUUUUGCUUCCUGUUUGCCUUCAUCCUAA